Messenger RNA from Daldinia vernicosa, 2679 nucleotides. Its product is annotated as putative sugar transporter. Gene Ontology annotation, cellular component: membrane. NCBI's taxonomy places the organism in Eukaryota, Fungi, Ascomycota, Sordariomycetes, Xylariales, Hypoxylaceae. The transcript is spliced from 4 exons. Gene Ontology annotation, molecular function: carbohydrate:proton symporter activity. The record is from RefSeq and is a predicted model, not a curated record. Gene Ontology annotation, biological process: transmembrane transport; carbohydrate transport. Bases 397 to 1947 code for a protein of 516 amino acids.
GGGAGGGGGAAGGGUAGGGAGGGACGAGUGGCUGAUUUCUAGUUUCUGAUUACGAACUGUAUGUACGUAGUGAGUGGGUGAGUGAGUGCGUAUACCUAUCAGGUAUCUCCGAAUCAAAUAUUUCCCCUUGCUGGAUUACCUAUGUACCCUUCCUUGGUGGUUCGUUCUUUAGAUCUCCGAUUCCCGCAAUAGACUCAACAUACAUAUAGAUAGUAUAGUAGUAGUGGAUUUAGCUUUGGCUUUUUUACCUUUGCCUUUGCCUUUACCCUCGCCUUUACCUUUACCGCUACCUUUAUUUACCUUUACCUCCCCUUCUUCCUCCUCUUCGCCCUCCUCCUCUUCCUCCUCCUCCUCCCUCUUCCCUCUACCCCGUCCCUAUGAUAUGAUCUUAGAAAUAUGACCUCUUCAAAAUACUUCGGCCUUCAAGGCCACCUCCUAAGCAGAUUGCAGACGGCUCUUAUCGUCGCUCCGUCCUUCAUCUUGUUUGGGUACAACCAGGCCGGUAUUGGCGGUCUGAUCACCCAAAACGAUUGGGUGAAAACGUUCCCCGAGAUCGACACUGUCCACGCCGUCGGCUCCGAGGAGAAAAGCGAGAAGUCGACGCUGCAGGGUUUCGUCGUGGCUGUUUUCGUUAUCGGCGCCCUCUUUGGCGCCCUCUCGUGUUCGUACACGGGUGAUCGCUUUGGCCGCCGCAAUGUCAUCUUCUUCGCUGGUCUCUGCACCUUAGUCGGCGAGAUCCUCGAGGCGUCUUCCUUUGGUCUACCGCAAUUUAUCGUCGGUAGAGUUGUCGUAGGUCUCGGCGUCGGACAGCUCAGCUCCCUCGUCCCCGUAUGGCAGAGCGAAACUGCCGGUGCGAAGAACCGUGGUCGCCACGUCGUGCUGGAUGGUCUCUUUAUUUGCCUCGGUUAUGUUCUCGAGUCCUGGAUUAACCUGGGCUUCUUUGAAUUGAAAACUGGGCCCGUCACAUGGCGCCCGCCUAUCGCCAUCGCGUGCGUCUUUUCGCUAGUGCUUGUAUGCUCUAUCUACAUGUUCCCAGAGUCGCCCCGUUGGCUUCUCAUGACGAACAAGAGCGAGCUGGCCCGCGAGAAUCUCUCCAUCCUCCGAGGUCUUCCGCAGGAUGCGCCCGAGGUCAGUGCCGAGAUUGAGGGUAUUGAACUUUCUCUCGAGCUCUCGGCCGACGGCGGCGCUAAGCUAAGCCAAAUCUUCAAGAUGGGCGAAGACAAACUAGCGUACCGAUUUGGGCUUUGCAUCCUCUUGCAGUUUUACCAGCAGAUGUCUGGAAGCAAUCUUAUCAGCGUAUACGCGCCGAUCCUCUUUCAAGAGAACCUUGGCUUAAGCAGCGAGUUGUCUCGUAUCCUUUCUGCUGGUGCCUUGACUUGGAAGUUCCUGUCGUCGUUUCUAGCCUUCAUAGCUAUCGAUCGCUUUGGGCGACGCGCUGUUUUCAUCGUGAGCGGUGCUGGCAUGUCGUGCUGCAUGAUAGCACUCGCGGUUGCAACAUCGUUCCCCACGUCCAACAGAGCCUCGCAGAUCGCCGCAGGCUGCUUUAUUUAUCUGUACAACAUGUUCGUCCCCAUCGGGUUCCUUGGCGCCAAUUUCUUGUACUGCACCGAAGUCGCCCCACUCCGGCUGCGCAUGGCCAUGAGCUCGAUCUCGACAGCCAACCAUUGGGCCUGGAACUUCCUAGUCGCCAUGGUCACCCCCGUCGCCAUCUAUAGCAUCGGUUGGCAGUACUACAUCGUAUUUGCCGUCAUCGCCGCCUGCGUGCCCGUCUCCGUCUACUUCCUAUUCCCCGAGACCAUGGGACGUAGCCUCGAAGAGAUUGACCUCAUGUUCAAGGACUCGCCGUCCGCGUUGCGGACCGUCCGGUUCGAGAAGCAGCUACGCCGUGCUGGUGCGCUGCCGUCGUCGCUCACGGAGAAGACCAAGCUUGACCACUCUGAAGGCUAGACUUUCUUCUCCUCCCCCCUCUUGGCUAUCGGUGAUUCCUAGGCUGGGGCAUAUUGGAUAAACUGGGUCGGAGCGGACUUUAUGAACCAGGAUGAUAUGAAUCUAUGAAGUAUACGUUUUUUGGGAAUAAACUUUUUUGCGUAGGUAGAAACGCAGAAUAGCAUUACGUUUUGUUGGAUAAGCACGAGUGAGCAUAUAUGGUGAUCGUAUAGAGACAUGUUGUAAAAUGUAUUGUGUUGAUCUGUCUUGUUUAAAUAGAGGCCUAGACGGAAAAGACUAUCACAUGUCAUGUCAAAUUUGCUGCCUGGUUGAGCAAACACGACGCUGGCUUAUGCGGGAUAUUGUAGCCUAGAGAUUCUUUAGUCAAUGUCGUAAGUUAUUAUUAGGUCUUGGAAUUUCUACUAGUAACUUAUGUUGUUUAUUCUAGUAUUCCUGGCUUAUUUUACUCGUUAGAGCGGCCAAAAAGUCACAUAGCCUGUGUUCUGCGGAUUCACCACUUUCGGCGCACAUGAGGCUAUUCAGACGUUCUUGAGGCCUAUAAUAUUCCACAGACUCGCCCCACUGAUAUUUCCUUUUCGGAUUGUAUAAUAGGCUCGUCCGUAAUAGAAAUUGAUUUUAUUGCUGUAAAUUAUGUAAUUACUACAUCGUACGAAUUUGUAUAAAAGGUAGUAUCAGAUUGUUUAAGACCUUGGGGUAGAACUUGAGAUGAACUUGAGAUCAAAAGAAACCCCG